UGGGGGCCUCCCGCGGGCCGGCCUGCCCGGUGGGCCGCGGCCUGCGGGGUGAGCGGGGCCGGCCCCCGAGGAGGCGGCCGGGUGUGUGCUCUCGGGGAACGCCCGGCGCGGGCUGGCGCCGGCGGGAGCGCACCGGGGCCGCGGAUGACUCUCCCGAGAGCGCUGUGUGUCCUCGUGGAGAGCGCAGAGUGGCGGGGAGGUGGCAGCACGCGAAAGCGUCGUCUCAGCGCCUGUCUCCAUUUUGUCGUCAGAACAACUGGGAGGGUAGAACCAUACAGACUUUUGACUGGUGUUGAGUACAUUGUUGGAAGGAAAAACUGUGGCAUUCUAAUUGAAGAUGAUCAGUCAAUCAGUCGAAAUCAUGCUGUGUUAACUGCUAACUUUUCUGUAACCAACCUGAGUCAAAGAGAUGAAAUCCCUAUAUUGACGAUAAAAGAUAAUUCUAAGUAUGGUACCUUUGUUAAUGAGGUAAAAAUGCAGAAUGGCCUUUCCCAAACUUUGAAGACAGGGGAUAGAGUCACUUUUGGAGUGUUUGAAAGUAAAUUCAGAGUAGAGUAUGAGCCUUUGGUUGCAUGCUCUUCUUGUUUAGAUGUCUCUGGGAAAAAUGCUUUAAAUCAAGCCGUAUUGCAACUUGGAGGACUUACUGUAAAUAAUUGGACAGAAGAAUGCACUCACCUUGUCAUGAUGUCAGUUAAAGUUACCAUUAAAACAAUAUGUGCACUCAUUUGUGGGCGUCCGAUUGUAAAGCCAGAAUAUUUUACUGAAUUUCUUAAAGCAGUUCAGUCCAAGAAACAGCCUCCACAAAUUGAAAGUUUUUACCCUCCUAUUGAUGAACCAGCUAUUGGAAGUAAAAAUAUUGAUCUGUCAGGACGACAGGAAAGAAAACAAAUCUUCAAAGGGAAAACAUUUGUAUUUCUAAAUGCCAAACAGCAUAAAAAAUUAAGUUCAGCAGUUAUUUUUGGAGGGGGAGAGGCUAGGUUGAUAACAGAAGAAAAUGAAGAAGAAGAUAGUUUCUUUUCAGCUCCUGGAAAUUGUGUUAUUGAUGUAGGAAUAACGAAUUCACAGACCUUAAUUCCUGACUCUCAGAAAAAAUGGAUUCAUUCAAUUAUGGGUAUGCUCCAAAGGCAGGGUCUCAGACCUAUUCCCGAAGCAGAAAUUGGAUUGGCAGUUAUUUUCAUGACUACAGAGAAUUAUUGUGAUCCUCGGGACCAGCCCAGUACAGGAUUGACGACAACGACUCCGGGGCCAAGCCUUUCCCAAGGCUUGUCAGUCAAUGAAAAACUAAUGCCAAGCGCCCCAGUGAAUACUACAACAUAUGUAGCUGACACAGAAUCAGAGCAAGCAGAUACAUGUAUGGAUUUGAGUGAAAGGCCAAAAGAAAUCAAAAUGUCCAGAAUGGAACAAAAACUCAGAAUGCCUUCACAAGAAACAUCCACUGCGAAGGAACCCCCCAAAAUCAGCUCUAAUUAUAGUAAUAUAGUAUCCGAUACUCUUGUUAGGAUGAAAAUCCUAAACUAUCAGCUUUCACCAACUAAAUUCCCAAGUGUAAAUAAAAGUGGAGAUUGGGCUUCUCAGCAGCAGCAGACCAACUCCAUCAAAAACUACUUUCAGCCAUCUACCAAAAAACGGGAAAGGGAUGAAGAAAAUCAAGAAAUUUCUUCAUCUAAGUCAGCAAGAACAGAAAUGUCUUGUUCUCCUUUAGAACAAACACAACCUGCUACAUCCUCAAUGUGGAAAAAUAAGGAGCAGCAUCUAUCUCAGAAUGAGCCUGUGGGGACAAAAACAGAUAACUUAUUUACAAAUACAGAUUUAAAAUCCACUGUGAAAAAUUCGACCAAUAAAUCUCUUUCUACAGAAAAACUAAGAUCAGAAAAAAUAAAAGAAAUUGAUGAUUUAGCCAUAGAAAAUGAAAUACUGGAACAGUUAUUUCAGAACACAAAACCAGAGUUGGAAGUCAAAGUGAACACUCAGAAACAAGAGGAAGCCGUCAACCUUAGAAAAAGGCCAAGAUUGGAUUUAGAAACAGAUGGCACUUUUUAUGAUGAAGCAGUAUCAGAAAGUAACAAAAUACCUAUUUCCAGGCUGUACUACUAUAUCAGCCGUUUGGCCGGAUGGUAAGUAUAGGGGAUACCUUAAUAGAGUAAAGAGGCGCAGAAAGAUAAAAAAAAAAGUUAAUAAAGCAAAGUAUCUACUAAGUAAUUUUUUAGGACAAAACAUCUGUAACAUCACUAGAAAUUUUUAUUUUCAUUUUGAUCUUUAAUGUCCUAUUUUCUUAGAAUGUUUAUAAUUCAUCUUACCCACUUUGGUCUAAUAAAACUCUUCACAUAAUUUCCUAUUUUAUGGAUCAGUAAGUUGCCUACUCUCUGUAGACUAGUUAGCUCUUUAGGUGAGAACACGGACCUCAUGAAAUCAAAAUUUAAUAUUCUAAUCUCCCACAUAGGUCCGUUAGCUCCACUCUCAUUCAUGGCUAUGGUUCUCCCCUCCUAUAAAGAGCCACUGGAUAAGGACAGGACCAAGGAGAAAGAUAAGAAUUAAGUGAUUGGGAGGAACAAUGAUUAAGCAUUUGUUGAGAACCUAGUGUGUAUCAAGCAUUAUGUAAAUUUAUAACUACUGUUGGGAAAACAAAGUAUAUGUCCUAGUUAGCCUAUAUAUUGGCAUCUUCAUGUCAGGGAGAGAAUCCUCAUUAUUUGUUCUU
Molecule: messenger RNA, 2695 nt
Organism: Diceros bicornis minor
Lineage: Eukaryota; Metazoa; Chordata; Mammalia; Perissodactyla; Rhinocerotidae
Gene: NBN
Product: nibrin
Exons: 12
Coding region: 145-2118 (657 amino acids)
Biological process (GO): mitotic G2 DNA damage checkpoint signaling; double-strand break repair via homologous recombination; telomere maintenance
Cellular component (GO): Mre11 complex; nucleus
Molecular function (GO): protein binding; damaged DNA binding
Source: RefSeq, a predicted model, not a curated record